UCCAGCUCAAUGGCUUCGCGGUACGACCGAGCCAUCACGGUCUUCUCGCCCGAUGGACACCUCUUCCAAGUGGAAUAUGCCCAGGAGGCGGUGAAGAAGGGGUCCACGGCGGUUGGAAUUCCAGUUACCAAUAUAGUUGUGCUUGGAGUUGAAAAAAAAUCUGUUGCCAAACUUCAGGAUGAAAGAACUGUGAGAAAAGUAUGUGCCCUUGAUGACCAUGUCUGCAUGGCUUUUGCAGGACUAACAGCUGAUGCUAGAGUAGUAAUAAACAGAGCCCGUGUGGAGUGCCAGAGUCAUAAACUUACAGUGGAAGACCCAGUCACUGUAGAGUACAUAAUUCGCUUCAUAGCAACUCUAAAGCAGAGAUAUACUCAGAGCAAUGGAAGAAGACCUUUUGGUUUUUCUGCCUUAAUUGUAGGUUUUGAUGAUGAUGGUAUCCCAAGAUUGUAUCAGACAGAUCCUUCUGGUACUUACCAUGCUUGGAAGGCAAAUGCAAUAGGCCGAAGUGCGAAAAUUGUGAGAGAAUUUCUUGAAAAGAAUUACACAGAAGACGCCAUGGCAAACGACAAUGAAGCUAUCAAAUUAGCAAUAAGAGCUUUGCUAGAAGUUGUCCAGUCUGGUGGAAAAAACAUUGAACUUGCUCUAAUAAGAAGAAAUCAACCUUUGAAGAUGUUUAGUGCUAAAGAAAUUGAAUUACAAGUAACUGAAAUAGAAAGGGGAAAAGAAGAUGCAGAGAAGAAGAAAUCAAAGAAGAUGGUUUAAUUCUUAGGAUGGCUACUGAGGGUUUUCAAUGUUUUGUUGUAUUAUUUAGAAUUAUUCAGUGAUGGUUUAGAGGAAAUAAGUUACUUUAUAGCAUUAAAAUUGACACUUCUGUGCUAUUUUGAGACUACUAUAUGGCUGUCUUUAAUUUGUUAUAUGGACAAUCAGAUUAGUAUGAAGAU
Molecule: messenger RNA, 941 nt
Organism: Elephantulus edwardii (Cape elephant shrew)
Lineage: Eukaryota; Metazoa; Chordata; Mammalia; Macroscelidea; Macroscelididae
Product: proteasome subunit alpha type-7-like
Exons: 1
Coding region: 10-762 (250 amino acids)
Biological process (GO): ubiquitin-dependent protein catabolic process
Cellular component (GO): proteasome core complex, alpha-subunit complex; nucleus; proteasome core complex
Source: RefSeq, a predicted model, not a curated record